CCCACUUUCACAGAAGAGGGAAGAAAGCAAACCACAGAUCCUGGGGCUAAAAUGAGGUGCAUGAACUCAAAUGGAGCUCCAGAAGAAAUCCCCAUGUUUUAUGCCAUACUCUUGUUGGCUUAUUAAUGCGGGACAGCAAGGCUAAUCACUGCUUUUGCAAAGUCACUUCUAAAAAGUGGCUUCUAAAAAUAUUUCAGCUGCCCUCAUAAAAGAUACUUGGAAUUAUAUAACAUACAGAAGAAAUGGGUGGAUAUUGAAAUAAAUCACAAUAACAAAAGCAGCAAAGAAGAAGACAACCUACUUACCUGCAGGAAGGAACAUUACAACUCACCUGAGCAGAGCAUCACCACCUAGUGGCUGUCUUGAGGAACUGCACUUCUGCCACACCAGCUGAAAUUUGAUGUGCCGAUUGCUUGCUGUGGUCCAUCGCCAUCCUUUGCUAGUAAAUGUCAUUGCUUAUGGGACCCUGUUCUCUGCAGCAGAUGUGGCCCAGCAGGUGUUGUCUAGGCCCCAUUGGCAUCACCUUGGGCACGAUGCUUUGGAUCUGAAGCAGACAGCCAAAGUAGCAUUAGUCGGGUUUACUUUCCAUGCCAACUUCAACUACAUUUGGUUCCGAAGCCUGGAGCGCUUUCUUCCAGGAAGAAAUGCUGCCAAGGUGAUGGCAAAGGUUGCUUGCGAUCAGGCCAUAGCUGCCCCUAUCACCAUUGGAGCAUUUUACACAGGCCUGUCUCUCCUGGAUGGGGAACCUGACAUCUUUGAGAAGUUACGGGAGAAGUUUUGGCCAUCUUACAAGGCUGGGGUGCUGUGCUGGACUUUAUUCCAGGCCGUGAAUUUUAUGCUGGUACCUCCGGUGCUGCGCACAGCCUACGUGGGUGCCUGCUCCUUUCUGUGGACAACUUUUCUGUGCUACCUGCGCCAAAGCGAUCCCCCUGAUGCCAUAUUCCAGCUCUUCCGGGCGCUUCCAGGGUUGGGUUGGCUGUACCCACAGAUGGCAGGAGAGAAUCCAGGGAAUGGGCCUUCUGAAAAAUAACAAUGGGUCGUCCUGAGUCCUGCUGUGUCCCCCGUCCUUAGUCCCCAGAUUGUAGGUACAUGAUUUCUACAAACAACAUAAGCUACUGUUGUACUCAGAAUAAA
This is a messenger RNA of Pogona vitticeps (central bearded dragon), 1134 nucleotides long. Its product is annotated as mpv17-like protein. Gene Ontology annotation, biological process: mitochondrial ribosome assembly. The record is from RefSeq and is a predicted model, not a curated record. Lineage: Eukaryota; Metazoa; Chordata; Lepidosauria; Squamata; Agamidae. Gene Ontology annotation, cellular component: mitochondrion; cytoplasm; membrane.